Molecule: messenger RNA, 2718 nt
Organism: Tachysurus fulvidraco (yellow catfish)
Lineage: Eukaryota; Metazoa; Chordata; Actinopteri; Siluriformes; Bagridae
Gene: gjb8
Product: gap junction protein beta 8
Exons: 2
Coding region: 604-1404 (266 amino acids)
Biological process (GO): cell communication
Cellular component (GO): connexin complex
Source: RefSeq, a predicted model, not a curated record
UAGUUUAUCUCUCUUCACUUGUGACUGCCACAUGAUUUCAUUUUUAAUUCCCAUCAACACAAUUACAGCCCAGUAAAUAUGAUGAUGCAUGACAUUGCAAAUUACUUUAAAAAAAAAAAACCAAAACUUUUCACUCUUAUUUAGUUGAGUGUCAUUGUCCAAAUAAUAACUGUUAAAUACAUCUGUAUAACAAAAUGGAAUUAAUGGCCUUAUUUUUGUAUAGAUAAUGUCAUCAAGAUGGUGAAGCAGUAGGCAAACAAAAUGUGCAGUAUUUGUCAAGCUAUUUUAGUGUUCUAGUUAAAACAUAUGCCUGUGGUUGGAAAUGUAAACUACAACGUAAAUGAUCAUUUACUAUGUUAAGUUUUAUCUGUAUGAGAUGUUGUGAUGUAAAGCUGGUAUUAGUAGGGUUUAUUAAAGGGAACUGUGUUCACGUUUAUCAAAGCCUGAGGCCACGCCCCCUGGCGGCAGGUGCGGCCUCCUCGAGGCAUUAAAUCAGCGUCUCUCUCUCUCUGGCGCUCAUUACUGCCGCUUUAUGCGCUUCUCAACAUGGGCGCGAGUUUCUUCCUUCUCUAAGCGCAGGGUUAGUGAUCAGCAGCAAGCAGAAUGAGCUGGGCAGCACUAUAUAGUCAGCUAGGAGGAGUGAACAAACACUCCACUAGUCUGGGAAAAAUCUGGCUCUCUGUUCUUUUCAUUUUCCGCAUCACCAUUCUGGUGCUGGCUGCUGAGAGCGUCUGGGGAGAUGAGCAAUCAGACUUUACUUGCAAUACACAGCAGCCUGGUUGCAAAAAUGUCUGCUAUGACCACUUCUUCCCAGUCUCUCACAUCCGUUUCUGGUGCCUACAGCUGAUCUUCGUUUCUACCCCAGCUUUAUUGGUGGCCAUGCAUGUGGCAUAUCGCAAGCGUGGCGUCAAGAAAGAACUUAUUGCAUGCAAGGGUAACAAAGCAGCAGACGAAGACCUGGAAGGUUUGAAGAAGAGACGUUUGCCCAUUACAGGCCCGCUGUGGUGGACCUACACUUCUAGCCUGUUCUUCAGGCUCUUUUUUGAAGCUGGCUUUAUGUAUGCCCUCUACUUUGUCUAUGAUGGCUUCCAGAUGCCACGUCUUGUCAAGUGUGAACAGUGGCCUUGUCCAAAUAAAGUUGACUGUUUUAUCUCACGACCAACAGAGAAGACAGUUUUCACCAUUUUCAUGGUGGGAUCUUCAGCUUUAUGCAUUGUGCUGAAUGUUGCAGAGCUGGUCUAUCUGAUCAUUAAGGCAUUGAUGAGAUGCUUAUCAAGAACCAAGAGAAGGCACUCAUAUAGCCACUCAUCAGACAUGUCAAAAGAUGGGGCUCUGUUGCAUAACAAAAAGAAUGAGAUGUUGCUUUCAUCAGUCUCUGAGUCCAGUAAUAGCAAAUCUGUAUAAGAUGUCCAUUGCUUUGUUGAGUUGAACUUUUUUCAUGAAUGAAUGAAUUUAUUUUUCCCAUGAAUUAACAUUACAAACAUUAAAAAGAGAACAUUUAAUGCAAUUUAUUCCAUUCCCUUCUGCUGAAAUAAAAGCAAAAGGUACUUGGUCAUGAAUGUCUAAGUACACAUUUAGUACUGGUUAACAUGUGACCUUGUUGUUCAUAUUCCUCUGUUGUGUUCUCCUUUGGAGAGAAAUAGACACAUAUUCAUUAACAAAUACAAAAAAAAUUAACUCAUUGUCUAUGUUCUUCAGUGUAUAACUUGGUUUUAUAUUAUUUCAUCAGACAGACACACAUCUAUAAUUUAAGAUGUUCUUACCAAUGCAGUCUUUAGGCAGGCAGCAUAACAUUUAUAGACUGCUAGGCAGUGAUUUGAUCUGAAGCCUUAUUUGCAAAGGAUCUGUUAUGAGAGCUUAGCCUCAUUUUGCUUGCAUUUUAACUUUUAAAAAGGUGAUUUUUGUAUUAUUAUUAAUUGUUAUGCUUGAUUUAUAAACAUGAUCAUGAUUAGACAUCUUAUAUGAGCAACAAAUCCUAUGCUUUUAUAUGCAAUAUUUCUGUUAAUAAUUGUAAGUAUAAAUGUCUGAAUAUGCAUUUAUAUAAAAAUGUUAAUGAUUUGCCAAAUGUUUACAUAAUAUAUAUAAUUGCAUUGCUUUAUUAAGUCUAUUUGUCAGUAAUUGUAUUUUUCACUGGUCUUGUUUAACUCAUUUUAGUUCACGAAUGUGGCUACAUACUGUAUGCUGUAAAUUGUCUUUCAUGCUCAUGCAGUUCUAACCACAAUUAGACAAAAGAUACUCCCAAUUGACAGGACAUUUCUGUAUGGCAAGGUAUGUAGAUUCUGGACAUGGAUCCUCUUGGGACUGUAGUGUUUUUUUUUCUAUUCCAAAACUAAUGAUCUUGCUCCAUUAGAUGGAUCCAGUGUGUUUGGAUGCAGGGGCAACACAAAAAGGCAGUGAGCCUUUGGGACUGGAAAGGAAAGACUCUGCUAUAUGGAACCUUUUUUCAGUACCUGUACAUCAUCCUGUCAUACAAAGCAUUUAACAUUUUUUUCUAUUUUUUGUACAAUUAAAUGAACACAUUUGUUAUGUUCUAUAUAGAAAUAGCAAAGAUCUGUUUAGUCUAGAAAGAACAGAUAAAUAAAUUUGUACAUGCUCGGUGUGGGUUUCAAAUGAGAUUUAAUGAACAGUUUUCUCUGAGAGAAAAUGUCAGGUUGUGGGGUUUGGUUCAGAUUUCUUUCCACUCUAUCAUGGAAUGGAAAAAAUAAAUGGAUGGCCAUC